CAACAUGUUUUUGAAAGUGAUGAAGGAGCAUAAAACAGGUUGGCAGUUGAGAGAACAAUACAAAAAGUUGGGAAAUGCUCAUAGGAUAAAGGCUUCCGUCAAGGAGGCUGUCAAGAACAGAGUCAAUAGCAAACGGUAUAAGAUAGUUGCAGCUUGUCGAGGAAUUGAGGCAGACCAGAAGGGAAAUUGUCAGGAUGUUAAAAAAAAGGAUAAUGAUGAAUCAGAAACAGCUGUGGACAUCACAACAGAGGAAUUUAAACUGUAUGAUGCCAUGCUACCAGAGAUUGAUACGAAAGAGGAUGUUAUAACUUGUAAUGGAAUACCUAUGGAAACAGAGAAGUAUGUUUACGACAUCUACUAUACACCUCAAUCUGUUGAUUGGAUAGAAAAUAUAUGCGAGAUAGAAAAACAUCAUUUAGAGUUGUAUAAUGGAUCUGAUAGUGAAGAUGAGGAUGCAUUACAAGACGACGAUGAUGAGAAUGAUGAGAAUAAUUGGAGGAAUGAUUAUCCUGAUGAAUCUGAUGAUAGCCAUUAUUCGGAUGAAAUCGAUUAUUUGAAUGCACAAAUACGAAAAGUAUCGGCAAAGAAUUACGAUACUGAUGAGAGCUAUGAUGUAGACGAGUAUGAAGAGGACUUUGAUGAAGAUGGUAAUUUGAUUGAGUGUGGUUAUCCAGACUCUGGCAUGAAGCUUCGGAGAGAGAUCAGAGAGAUGUUGAGCAGUGACAAAGAUGACAGUGAGAGUGACUGAAUACAAGAUCUCAUUUUCUUUCACUAUUUUACUCUGUUGAUAUUAUACCAGUGUAAGGAUUCUGUGUUAGACUUCGUUGGAGUGAUGUGAACAGGACUCAGUGGGAAUAUAGGAAGGGGUUUUUGUAUUAUUUCCAUAAAUAAAUGAAUGUGGAAUGUACUAUCCAUAAAUCAUGACUAGAAAAGCACUGGCUCCAAGGAGGACAGUUCCAUGCUCAGGAUCCUAUUCCUACCAGCCGUGACUCGUGGCACAGGAUGUAUUACAGAAAAUUGAGUAUUACAAAAAAACAAAAAAUAACAAAUAACAAAAUGUUACU
Penaeus monodon (black tiger shrimp) is the source of this 1064-nucleotide messenger RNA. RefSeq names its product probable RNA polymerase II nuclear localization protein SLC7A6OS. The record is from RefSeq and is a predicted model, not a curated record. The transcript has 6 exons. Gene Ontology annotation, biological process: developmental process. Lineage: Eukaryota; Metazoa; Arthropoda; Malacostraca; Decapoda; Penaeidae. The coding region runs from base 5 to 748 and encodes 247 amino acids.